CCUUUCCAUCUCUUUCAUCCAUCAGAUUUCUCCCACAUGGUUAACUGCACACCCCCCCCCUCUUCUCGGUCAAGUUGCCUGCUGCCCUACCGGAUAAACCCGACCGAUGACUAUUUCGUCCUCUUCAACAAUGGCUGCUCAUCAGCACGACGUUCGCAAAUACACGAUUGGUUGGCUGUGUGCCUUACCAGUUGAACUUGCAGCCUCACGACUCAUCCUCGACCGGAUACACACAGGACACUGGGCUGACCCCACUGACGGGAUGCAAUACACGCUCGGAACUAUUGGAAACCAUAACGUUGUCAUCGGGUGUCUUCCAGCAGGAGAGACGGGAAUAGGAGCCGCAGCUACGGUCGCAACGCGGAUGCGAGGGCGGUUUCCUAAUAUGCAGUUUGGCCUGAUGGUUGGUGUUGGAGGCGGAGUUCCAACCAAAACCGACGUGCGCCUGGGAGAUGUUGUGGUCAGUCAGCCUGUGGGCAGUAGCACCUCCGUGGUACAGUAUGACAUGGGAAGUGCCACACCCCGUGGAUUUGUGCGGACUGGCUUCCUCAACGCUCCUCCCCAGAUACUUCGCCAAGCACUUGCGAAUCUUCAGGCUCGGCACAUGUGCGAAGAAAAUAACAUGCCCAGAUAUCUCGCUAUCUUCGAACAGAAAAAAUCAUUCAGAAGACCACCUCCCGAGUCCGAUAUUCUCUUCAAGUCAACCUAUGAUCAUGGCCAGGACGAGAGAAGCUGCGAGAACUGUGACAAGUCAAAAAUAAAGCCCCGAGAACCACGAGACGAUAACGAGGCUGUUGUGCAUUAUGGAACGAUAGCAUCCGGCAAUCGGGUUAUGAAGAAUGCACGAACGAGGGAUCUUUUGAGCAACGAGCCUGGUAGGGUUCUGUGUUUUGAAAUGGAAGCAGCAGGGCUGAUGAAUAAUUUUGAUUGUCUGGUCAUACGAGGAAUUGCCGACUAUGCAGAUUCCCACAAGAACGAUAGGUGGCAGCCAUAUGCAGCAGCAGUGGCAGCGGCGUUUGCUAAAGAUUUGUUGGUCGAUAUCCCGCCAAUUAAUUUGCCCAAAAUUUCAUCUCUAUCGCUAGGUUGACGAGGCAGAUUUGGAUUGAGGAAUGUUACAAGUCCGCAAAAGCAAAUCUUUUAGUAAUAUCGAGGGAUAACGAAAUAGACGAUUCCACUGAUUGUCAAUCUGUUCUUGAUAUAUAUGCUGUAUCAAAGGAGAUACAAAUGCUGCAGGCCACCCAUGAAGGAUUAUGCACACUUGGAAGAAUCGAUCCCUACAUCAAGAAUGUUCAUGAAUUUGUGGAAGUAAUUGAGACUUUAACCAGUAUAAGCCAAGACAGAGUGUUGAUUAUCUGGGUAAGAAAAUUCUCAAAGAUUUUUCAACAAUUGGUCAACGUAGCCUGGUCACUGAUAUCCGUCAAUCCUUUUUAGAAUACUUUCAAACUUCUUCUUAAGGUAAAACAAUGACU
Aspergillus alliaceus is the source of this 1469-nucleotide messenger RNA. Its product is annotated as 5'-methylthioadenosine/S-adenosylhomocysteine nucleosidase family protein. The record is from RefSeq and is a predicted model, not a curated record. The transcript has 2 exons. Gene Ontology annotation, molecular function: catalytic activity. NCBI's taxonomy places the organism in Eukaryota, Fungi, Ascomycota, Eurotiomycetes, Eurotiales, Aspergillaceae. Gene Ontology annotation, biological process: nucleoside metabolic process. The coding region runs from base 107 to 1087 and encodes 326 amino acids.